Lymnaea stagnalis (great pond snail) is the source of this 9366-nucleotide messenger RNA. Lineage: Eukaryota; Metazoa; Mollusca; Gastropoda; Lymnaeidae. The record is from the annotation of a GenBank genome assembly.
GACGUCAUGUCAGGGAGAGCCAGCUAAGAGUGGAGACUCUUGUGACACUGCAAAGUUAAUUUUCUAAUGCGUUUUAUUCGUUUAAAAAUGAAGAAUGAAUGACAUAAACGUAUUUAUUUCACCAAGGAGUUAUAUUUGUUUACUUCCAUUUAAUAGGUGCUCAUAAUAAGAGUUAACAUUGGAGAUACUUAUAGUGUUUUACUAUCACUGUCGAUCACAUUUUUCAUUUUCAUUCAAUUAUUUGUGUCGCUUGGACUUGAAGUUGAAGAAUUGGACCUAGGCAUAUAAAUAGUGGGUCUACUACCAAAUUUUUGUGUACACUUCCUAAAGCGAUUAAUUAAGAAUUACUAAGGUCUAAUUGGACUUCUGUUUAUUUUGUGUGGCAUUUUCCAAUCCUUCUUUCAAUCAACAUUUUGGCUUUACAUUUUCAUAGCAUAAUUUGACUUUUGUGACUGAUACUGAUAAACAAACACGGAAGAUGGCAAAGAAAACAUACGAUUUACUUUUCAAGCUGUUGCUAAUUGGUGAUUCAGGAGUUGGGAAGACAUGCUUACUUUUCAGAUUUUCAGAUGAUGCAUUCAAUACAACAUUUAUAUCCACUAUUGGUAGGUCCAGGGUAAAUUAAUUAAAUUUUUAAAAUCAAAAUGCAAGAUUUAGGCCUAGUUUAGUUUAGCCUUAUUUUGGGUCUAGGACAGGACUAUUUAAAUUUAGGCUUUUACUGUCAAUACUUAAUUUACUAUUAUUGCUAUUUCUUAAUUUUUGACAGAUUUCCGAAAUUAUUAGGCCUAGGUUAUGGUACAGCCUAGUUUUUAAUUAAUUAAUUAACCUGCCAUAUUCAGUUGCCAAGCUAUUCCUAUACAAUUUAAUACAUGAUUUAGAAUCAGAAUGAAUUAAGUUUAAUUUAAUUUUUAUAAAGUCGUAGAUAGGCUCAAAGGAUUUAAGCUUUUAUUAACAAAAUUUGUGUACAAAUAAAUUUCAAUGUCAGGCUAUUUUGGCUGAUUUUAGACACACACACACACCCCCCCCCCCCCCCCCCCCCCCUCCUCCCCAAAUCUUAUACAUUUUAUCACACAAUUUAGAUACCCUAAUACUAAGACUAAUACAUCAAUGCAAAUUCGCGCACCCUCCCUUUCAGAUGUCUGACAUCAUUUGUGGAUGGUCCUCUAUGCUAAAUUGAAGCCCUAGCCCUAGCUAGUACUAAAAUUACUAUUGUUCUGGUUGUGCUAAAAAUAUUAAUAAAUAUGAAAUAUAAAUAUGUGUACCUAAGCUCCUUUUUUAGGAGAAACACACAAAAUAACCUUAUUUUUUUUGUCAGUUUUUAUUUUAAAAGAGGAAUAACCUCAUAAUGGAUAAUUUGUCACUUUAGUUCUUGUAGGUUUCUUAGGUUCCUGAAUUGUUUUUUAAUGGGACAGUUUUAUAAUCAAGACCCACUAUAAACAGAAUUAGACAAUACCAUAAUUUAAUGCAUUGAGUCAUUGAGCUCACAAGAGAUGGCAUUUUUAUAGUCACCUAUACUUAAAAACUAAAAGUAAAAUAAUGUUUGUUAAUUUGAAAAAAGAAAGUUAUCCCUAUUUUGAAAGUGUUCUGCUGUUUCUGUACAAAAUCAAAAAAAGUUGUUUACAGUUGUUGUUUUUUUACUACCAGGUAUAGAUUUUAAAAUAAAAACAGUGGAGUUAGGUGGUAAGAAGAUUAAACUUCAAAUAUGGUAAGUAAGCAUUUAUUUAGAAACAUUGCUUUUGAUAUUUAAUUGUAUUUAUUUGGUUGGGGGUGGGGGUAUUACAAUUAUUUCAAGAGGAUCAUGAUAGUUGAAUUAGGUCAGUUCGAUUGGCUGGAUUAGAACUUAAGGAAUAAGUUGUUUUUAGUCCAUUCCAAAAUUGAAUUUUCAAAUUACUUACUUGAGGCACCUUUUAGAAAACCCUGGCAUAAGGCUAAGGGCACAUUAAUAGCUUAUUAUAAAGAAAGAGAAAAGUAUUUUAAUCUUUGGCUUUAGAACUUCAAAUUUGUUUGUUAAAUGUAUCUAAUUUUUUGAAUGGCAGCAGCUGAUACAAAAAAACCCAAAAAAAAACAACUUAUCUAGUGGGACUGCUAUUAUUUCACACCGGAUUAAAAUAAUUUAUUAAUUCAAACUGUCAAGCAUUGGAGUGACAUAUAUAAAAUUUGAUUAGUCUUCUAACAUUAUUUGAUCGCAAUUUCAUUGAAGAAUAGUAUUCUCAAAAUCUUUAUUCGGAGUUAAGCAAAGGCAUCAAAGACUAUAUUGAUUUAUUUAAUCCUUACAUAAUCUACUGUAACCAGAUACCCAGUCACAUUUCCUCUUAGGGUGAAGUAACUUUCUUAGCACAAGUUGGAACAGGAUGAGUGCAAUUAACCAGAAUGCAUCUAUAUUUAAAAUAAAUGAAAAUGGAUCUCUAUUACUAAAAAUCUAAUUCAUAUCUAAUCUAAAUAUACAGGGACACUGCAGGACAGGAACGCUUCCAUACCAUUACCACUUCCUACUACCGCGGCUCCAUGGGCAUUAUGUUGGUCUACGAUAUCACAAAUAUAAAGACUUUUGACAACAUUUCAAAGUGGUUGAGAAACAUUGACGAGGUAAAUGUAAUGUAGUUUUUUUGGGUUCCAAAGUUUGACCAAGUGGCUACAUGUGUUUGUACCUUUCAUCAUGUACUGGGUAAAAAUAAUGUUACAAAAUAAAUUGUAUACCUUUAAUUAUUAUGUUUAAUUUUUUUAUUCCAUUGUGUCAUAUAAGGCUUCCACUCCUAAUUUGUUUAAAGUUUAAUAAACUGGAAUUCAUGCAUUAGGGCAAUUUGGGGAAACAGCAUUUAAUGUGUAAUUGCAUCAGAAAAUACUAUCCCAAAAUGGAAGCUGAUAACAUUAUAUAAAACUUUAAAAUGUAAUGGAUUUAAAAAAGGCCCAUGAUAGUGCAAGCUAACAGCUUACAGUAUGCUUCUGUUUAGGCUUCUUAUAUUGAGUUCAUUAAAUGCUUUGUUGAAUAAAUUUUUAAAGUGUGUUUGCUCUUUGAUUUCUUAAACCUGGACUUGCAACUUAUCAGUGUUUUUGUUACACAAAAGUCUUGUGGGGAAAGUUGUGCCCACUAUUAUCCCUAUGACCUGAACUAUGGGUUGAAACAAAAGUGGCACUUGAAAACUCUCCUUAUUGAUUGUCUUUAAUAUUUAUGAAAAUUUCAAUAUAAUAGUGGACGCUUAUAAUUAUUUUUAUAUUAAUAAUAUAGUCAAUAGUCACUUCUCUUGCUUAAUGCAGACAUUGAACAAGCAUAUUUGAUGUUAUCUAAUUUCAAAAUAAGAUAGCAGCUGUGAACAUUACAUAGCAUUACUUUACAUUUUUUUCUGCCUUGGACUGUUUGUGCUGGCCGCAAACUGAAUAGCUGUUUUAAUUCUUUCUUUACAUUGUGUGUUGUGUCUGUAAUUCUUGUUCCAAGAAGUUGAACCUAAAGAAAAAGCUUUAUCUGGAAAUAAUUUAAUGAUUACUUAGUUCAGAGUAGUAAACAAAAUUCUAUUUAUACACAAUUAAGGCUGAUUGAACUGGUUCCUUUAAAAAAAAAAUUAAGUUUGCAUCAGUUGCCAAAAAAGAAAGUCAAGUAGAUGCCUAUAUUUUAAGUGUAAUGUUGAAAUGAUUCUAAAGAAUUUUUAAUAUUGAGAGUACUAUUGGAGUAAUACAUAAGUUUGUAUUUGUUUUUUUUAUUAUCAGCAUGCAAAUGAAGAUGUAGAGAAGAUGAUCCUUGGUAACAAAUGUGACAUGGAUGAUAAGAGACAAGUUCCAACAGCCAGAGGAGACGCAGUAUGUUAAGUCUUUAUGUUAUGGGAUAGUUCGUGGCAGUUUUUUUUUAACAUUCGGAAUUUAUCCUGGCUGUUGUAAGACCAAAGCUAUAUUUAUUAAAAUUAGCAUUUUUAGUACGACCCUAUAUGUAUCUGCUACAUCUAAGUCAGAAGACAUGCAUCUAUAGCAUUGCAACACGUGGUUGACUUUAAUGAAAUUGUUCUCACACUGUGGUCUGCAGACUGAUAGGUGUUGGCCAAAAACAGUGAUGUGACAUUUCCAAUUUUUUGGGGAAGAAUUGCAAUGUUUUCAUCAGACCUAGAAAAUUGAAAUAAUGAUAAAUAAAACUUUUUGCCAAACAUUAUUUUAAUUAAUCAGAAUUUGCCUGAAGUAAAAUAAAAUGCAUGUUUAAAUUCUAUAAGAAAUAGGCUGAAAGAGAACAUGGGCAACUAAUAGUUUUUUUUAAAAAAGGAUAAAUAAAAUUAAAAGUUAAUAUUUUAUUGUUGAAACAAUAGUAAAGUGAAAAAGUUGAUUGUGGUUAAAAUACUUAUAUUGGUAGAUAACUCUUGUAUAAAUUAUUACCUGCUUGUGUCUAGGGAUUUUAUGUUUAGAUUCAAAUCAACCACAAAAUAGUCCUCAUUCAUAUGCACUUAUAUAUUAUAUAUACAAGGAUGAAAAGUCAAAUGCUUAUAAGAAUGGAUUAGAUCAAUGUUUACAUAUAAAAUUUACAAUCAAAGUUCUAAUGACUAUGGAUAUUGCCCUCCCGUAAUAACCUAACAAUUCAUCAUCAUUGUGUUUUACUUUGUAGUAUGAGAGAUAUGUUAUGACUGUUUACAUCUUAUCUUAUCAAUAUUAUAAUAAUUGAUGAUCUGGAUUGAUCGAUCAGUACACAAGGUCACUUCUAUGGUGGAAGUGUAAACUCCUCUCCUUGCCUUUGAAAGUUCUCAGGGCGGGGACAGAUGUGGACUGUACAGCUGUAUGUUGUGGAACGGCCUUUCCCGCUGUAUGUUUUUUGCUGGACUUUCCAGCAUUAUGAUGUCAUUGCACAGUCUUAAAAACUCGCAGUGAUAUUCAGUGUUUGAUAGGCCGAUGUGUACCAUUGGUCAUAAAUAAACAUCUACUGUAUGGAUAACAUCAUUUAUCCUUACCAUUGCCAGCACAUGCAUGUAUGGCUAGCACUGAUUUUGGGCAAAGGAUUUUAUCAAUCAAAAUAACACAAUUUAAUCAUUAUAAAAUAAUAUAUAUAUUGAUAAAUGUAUCCCCCUGUCUUAUUGACAAGUAACUUGGGAUAACAAAUAUCUAAAAUCACUUCCCCAUCUUUAAGAUGGGAUGAAGUUCUAAAAAAAAAAACCUCAAAUGGCCACCACAUGUCCAGCUUGGAGUAUCUUGGUGAAUAUAAAUGUUCUUGAUGCAAAACUUAUGAUCAUACUUAUUAAUAUCUUCAAUAUUGAUCAAAGAUCGACAUGAUUAAAGCAAUAUAAUUUUAAUUCAUAGUAUUAAAAUGUCUUAAAGUAAAACAAUAGAAGUCAUGAUUUUCUCACACAAAGGAUUCGCAAGUAGUAGUGAUCUGAUCAUUGUGCUUGGUGAGAUGAAAAGAAUGAACCUCAGUCCCAUGUGGAGUAUAUUAAUGGUGGGAUAUUUAUCAUUGGCUGACCUUAAUCUUGAAUAAGUGUAUAAAAAAAUCUACUGAGUUUAACUCACUCAAGGCAUUGGUUUGGGGGGGGGGGGGUGUUACUGCAACACAAUGAUAACAUGGUUGAACACACUAUGUGAGCCAAGCCAAAGAAGACAAUAAAGAAACUGGGGGAAGAAUAACAAGGUGUGGUACUUUAUCAGAGUGUUUAAAAUUUGAGUGUGCGGUCUGAUUUCAUUGCAUUGGUUUUGUUUACUUUUUAAAUAUUAAGUUACAUAUCUACAGCUGUACAUUUUAUUAUUUUUAAAUUGUAAUAUUUUAUGCAAUAGGCUUUGGCAAUAAAGUCAAUAAAAGUCAAUUCUUUUAAGUUUGUAACAAAAAAAUAAAUUAAGAUUUAAUAGGAAAAUUUAAAAAGCCAAGGAAAACAAAAUAAAAUACUAUCUUGAGGUUUAGGCACUUUAAAUUGAUUCAACUUAGCGCUAAACAUACAAAAAUAUUCUAAAGCUAACAAAAGUAAUGGUAAGUUGUUCCAUCAGUUUCACUAAAGGUACAUAAUGUUUCCUUAUGCUGUUUACCAAUUUGUUGAGUUUUCAAACGUCUUAUAAUUUUAAGGUUGAAAUAGUUAAAAGCAUUAAAAAUUAUGAAGUUAUGUAAUUGUUGUAUAGUAGUUAUUUUUUCAAAUACAUGGAAAAUAAUCAUAAUGCAAAAUAUUUAUGUAAAUGAAAACCCUUCUAAAGAAAUGUUUAUAUGGAGUUUUCAUUCACCAGAUUGCAAGAGAACACAACAUACCAUUCCUGGAAACCAGUGCUAAAGCCAAUAUCAAUGUGGAAAAGGCAUUUAUGAACUUGGCACAGGCUAUCCUCAAUAAGGUUGGUUAAAGAAAUAUCUAUUAAACCUGGAACUGUAUGGUCCUCAUUAACGUAUUGUGCUCACAAAUUAAAGAUUGAUUUAAUUUACAAAACAACUGAUUUACGCUUUUGAUGACAGUUAUUGAAUGCUUAGUGUUUGAAAAAAGGGUUAAUGUCACCAAUUUUAUUUUCCUUAUGUUGGCUAAUUGGUUUGAUUUUUCCUGUAAAAUAUGUGUCAAUUAUUUAUUUUAUUGUAAGAUAUUGAUUUAGUCAAAUGUAUGCAAUAAGAUUUUUGUUUUGUUUUCUCAGACCCCAGGCAGAGUGUCAGAACCUAGUGGGGUUAACAUAGGUCAGCAAGACACAAGCUCCAAGCGAUGCUGUUGAUAUGUGUGCAGGAACAAUGUCACCGGGCUACACACCACCGUAUUUCUCACUAUCCUCUCUGCUCCCUCUAAUUACUAUUGCUUUCUCUUCUUAUCCUGAUCAUUUCUUUCUGUCCAAGGUCUUUUUACCUCCCUGUAGAAAACAAUUUAUAGAAAUAGCAAAGUUGGAAAGACCUUUUGAAAGCUGUAGACAGUCUAUACAUUCAGGUGAUUUUUUUUCUUCUUCAAAUAGUGGUUAGCCUCAAAUUGUAUUUGAUAGGAUGACCAAGAGCAAAAUUUUGUUUAUUGUAAAUACAGUAGUGCAGUACUUGAAAUGGAAAAAUAAUUCCAGAGUUGAAACAGCGUGACUUGAACUGUUACACAUUUUUUUACAAAUUAUAUUUUGUACAAUGUUAACUGACUCACUCAAUCCCUCAAUGAAUAAUUAUUAAUGACUUAAUUGAAAAAAAAAAAAUUUAAGGCAUUUAUGAUAAACUAAAAGUUACAAUUUAAUUUAGACACAAAUUAAAAGACAGAGGUUACCCAUGUUCCUUUAGAGCUUAAUCUUUUAGAAAAAUGAAACUUAAAAGAUAACCUGCCAGCUCCUGGUCAAAUGCAAUGGUGUAGAAAGAAUAAUAAAUUCAUAUUUUUCUACUGUUAGCUUUUUUAAAACACUCACUCAGAUCUCUGGUUAAAUUCUACAACAAUUUUAUUUGAAGAUUUCAAAUCCGGAAUCCAGCCAGAUAUGUUUCAUGCUUUCUGUGUUACCAAGAUUACUUCAAUAGCUUAGCCUCAUGUCCAUUCACACACAGAAUUAUCUGCUAUCAUUGGUUGUAGUUAUGCAUUAUCAAGGCCAGAAAUUUUAUUUCAACAAUGUGGUCGUGUUUGUAAGAUUUUUUUUAAAAAUUAACUUUUUAGAUGGGGCUUGUGUGAAACAAGGAUGUGUAUUAUCUUUAUAUGAUAAUUAUUCCUGUCGUAUGUGUGCUUGGUGUCGGGUGAAAUUAUUUCAAAAAUGAAAUAUGAGCAAAUGGUUUUAAAUGUGAUGAGAGAUUAAAUAUUAAUGUUACUGAACCAUUUUGGGCCUGUGACAGCACUCUUUUUCAAAAGCUGUUCAAAUUACAUUCUUUAUUAUUUUAAAAUAUUUUAUUUUUAAUUUUCCAUUGAAUUGUUCUGAUUUGAAAGUGGCUGUUAGUUUUAUUAUUGAUGCAGACAUUUUUUAAAACUCUACUCAUUAGUAGAUCAUGUUUUUGUAGAGUUAUAAUUUUAUUAUUUUUUUUGGAAACUUGUCAUUUUAUUGUAUGUAAACAUUGCUUGUUCAUCACGACAGUAAUAGAUAUCAAUUUUAAUUGCAUUUGAAGAAUGAGAGUUUUUUUUGUAUUUUUUUUUAAAUUCAGUGUUUCUAGAACAAUCAAUCAAAAACUAUAUAAAGAAAUCAUUAGAUAUUAUCAAUAUCAUUUCGGCACGUUGAGAAACUUUGUUUGUUUCUUUAGGUUUUCAAUGCCUUGGGGCUGAAGUAAAAACAAUCCAAAUGAUGAGUAAGGACAUUACUAUAUAAAAUUGUCAAAAGUUGUUUUUUUCUCCAUAAGCAAAAGUAAGUUAGUGCAAGUGAAUGUACAGAUAAGGACAGUUAUCUUUGUGUUCAUUUCUGUCAUCAGUGCUUUACUUUCUGUUUCCAGUGCCGUAUAUUUGUUAAUGGAGCCACUGAUUUAGUUUCAAAGUGUAUGCAUUCAUUUAACUUUUUGGGGGAUAUUUGUAGUUACUUGUUUUGCCAAGAGAUUCAGAUUUUUGGUUAUGCAUGGUUCAAAAAGGUUUAUUUACAGUUACAGAAUGUACUAUUAUAUUUUAUGAAAUAUAUUAAAAGCAGUCAAGUGUAUUUUUUUCAUAGCUAACUCAUUAAAUUUGUUCCAAAACUGGAACAUAUGUGCCUUUGUGUUAUGUUUUAUAAAUUUUGCUGAAAUUUAUUUAGUUUUAAACUUAGUACUGGUAUCUUUAUAAUUUAUUUAGAAGACAGGUUUUUUAAUAUUUUUUUUAAAGAGAAUUGCUUGCUUUUUUCCCUUGCUGUUAAUGAAAUUUAAUUUUUAUUAGCUAAUCACAAUACCGGUACCAGUAAAAAAUAUGGUUUAAGUUUUUGAUUAAUUGGUCCAUGAAGACUCAAAAUAAAACUGUGGUGAAAAUAUGCAUUUAAAUUUAUGAAAAGGAAAGAGAUGUUUUAUUUUAAAAAAUGCAGUAUCCAUGUUUGAUAGUAGGCUGAUAAUGAAAUGUACCAAAAUGAAAUUAUUUUGACAGUAUUUAUUUAACUGUUGAAGUAAUAAAAAAUAAUCAUAUUAAAAAACUUUAAAAAAAUACCGGUCACCUUGAAAUUGAAACCUUUUUUUUUCUAAAAAAGUAAGCUGAAAAUAUCACCUUUGGCAGAAAUUACUGUAAUGAAUUCAAUGUCUAAUUGCUUAACAGUUUCUGUUCUUAUGUAAUGUUCACACUAGGCCUUCAGAAAGUAAUGGCUUUUAUCAUUUGUGUUCCUUUGUAUUUAUUUUGUUUCCAUUUUAACUAAUAAAUAAAUCCAGCAUAUGAGGCUUUCUUCAGUUUUAAACUUAUGUUCCUUGUAAAAUUCAUUGUUAUAAAUUGUACUUAUAUGAAAAGCAAUUACACAAAAUGUAAUUGAAAAAGAAUUUAUCUCAUUAAUUUUUAACCCACAAACUGUGGCAUGCAUCAUUCUGUGGUGUGGAGCUUUUCAGAGCGUUUUGAGUGCCAUUUG